CGCAGCCUCUAGAAACACAGGGCUAGCUAUUACGGGCGCUGGACGGUUGAACAAAACUACGCGCACCAUCACAUAUCCAGUUUGAGUGAUCAGGAACAAGAGAGGGCAUCAGCAUCUCAUCAGCACCCAGAAGCACCAAAAUCUGAGCGGGCAAUCUGCGGUGGUUCACCCGCUCACACACAACACCAGAGGCAGCGAUGCAGAGGUUCGGAGUGUCCGCGGGAAGGUGUGGGUUUCCGUCUCUCCUUAUUCACAGCAGCUCAUCGAGACAAUUGUCUAGCUUUUCGUCCGGCCCAGAGCAUGAUGACUAUUGGACAGCUGCGAAAACUGAGGCACAAGCAACACCAGCCUACCAACAGGCUGCAGCUACCGCCACCGCUCCCACUCCUUCGACACCGACUGCUAGUGGAGACCGGUGGGCGCAGCCUGGAGGGCCGAGCCCGGGAACGAUGCCAAUGGGUGAAGCAUACAAGCCCUCAAGCAGCAGUAAUAUGUAUGGAGGCCGCAGCAGCAGCUCUUACGGCCGUUCGAGCAAUACAUUCAACUCGAACUCGGGCGAUUUCGUGCCCCCCCCGCCCACUUUCGAUAUGCAGAGCUCGAUGCACCUAUCUCCCGUGAGGCAGGCUGAUGUGCGCUUGUUUAAGGGCAGACCUCUGGUGGACAUCCGGCAAUAUUUUAGGGGCGCCGAAGGACAGGCUGCCCCUACGAAGAAGGGCAUUGCACUCACAAUACCUCAGUGGAGACGCCUGCAAGAAGCCAUGGCCGACAUCGACAAGGAGAUCUUCGCGCUUGAGGAACAGCAACGCUCGUUGGCCGCUGUCGACGCGCAUCUCCUAGAGCUUGCGGAACAGCCUUUUGAGGUUGGAGAUGAGGAGCCUGACAAGCAGGCACCAUAGCGGCUUGGGAAGCUGGAAAAAGGGAGGAUGGAGAGCUGUAUCUCGCGCGGGUGCUGCAAGGGCGAUGUAAGGGGGAGGGAGGGCGUACUCAUGUUUUGCGAGGUUAGACCAUUGGCCACGCGUGGAAGAGGGGCGUGUUUUCCGUAGACGUAGUAUUCCCGAAGACUACAACGGUGAUCAAUGGCAAACGCGAGUUUGAGUUGGUUGCGACGGAGAUGGUGUGUACGGGUCCAUGCCUGCGUUUCUGUAGUUCGUAUCGAACGCGCUAACUGCUGACCAACGAAAUACGCAUCCCGUGUGUUUGUGUCUUCAUUAUUGGCAUCGACCGCGCUGACCG
Messenger RNA from Ectocarpus siliculosus, 1233 nucleotides. The record is from the annotation of a GenBank genome assembly. NCBI's taxonomy places the organism in Eukaryota, Phaeophyceae, Ectocarpales, Ectocarpaceae.